Messenger RNA from Homo sapiens (human), 1817 nucleotides. It is a transcript of the gene SPDYA, whose product is annotated as speedy/RINGO cell cycle regulator family member A. The transcript has 8 exons. Gene Ontology annotation, molecular function: protein kinase activator activity; protein kinase binding. Gene Ontology annotation, biological process: male meiotic nuclear division. The record is from RefSeq and is marked validated. NCBI's taxonomy places the organism in Eukaryota, Metazoa, Chordata, Mammalia, Primates, Hominidae. Gene Ontology annotation, cellular component: nuclear envelope; chromosome, telomeric region; nucleus. Bases 207 to 1148 code for a protein of 313 amino acids.
GGGUACCGCUGCUGGCUAGCGACCGACGAGCAACCGUCUGAGGCCAGGAGCGCUGCGACGGAGCCUUGACCGCCGUUGCCCGGCCCUCUCCCGCGCAGCCCCGGGCUUCCGCAGUCCUUCCUUCAGAAGGGAAAUUUCUGAGGGUCAGGAAGGGGAAUCUGUACCUCACUCCUUGAACACCAAGGAAGGAAUAUUGGGAAACCAAAAUGAGGCACAAUCAGAUGUGUUGUGAGACACCACCUACUGUCACUGUUUAUGUAAAAUCAGGGUCAAAUAGAUCACAUCAGCCUAAAAAGCCCAUUACUCUGAAGCGUCCUAUUUGUAAAGAUAAUUGGCAAGCAUUUGAAAAAAAUACACAUAAUAACAACAAAUCUAAACGCCCCAAAGGACCUUGUCUGGUUAUACAGCGUCAGGAUAUGACUGCUUUCUUUAAAUUAUUUGAUGACGAUUUAAUUCAAGAUUUCUUGUGGAUGGACUGCUGCUGUAAAAUUGCAGACAAGUAUCUUUUGGCUAUGACCUUUGUUUAUUUCAAGAGGGCUAAAUUUACUAUAAGUGAGCAUACCAGGAUAAAUUUCUUUAUUGCUCUGUAUCUGGCUAAUACAGUUGAAGAAGAUGAAGAAGAAACCAAGUACGAAAUUUUUCCAUGGGCUUUAGGGAAAAACUGGAGAAAAUUGUUCCCUAAUUUCUUAAAGUUAAGGGACCAGCUCUGGGAUAGAAUUGACUAUAGGGCUAUUGUAAGCAGGCGAUGUUGUGAGGAGGUUAUGGCCAUUGCACCAACCCAUUAUAUCUGGCAAAGAGAACGUUCUGUUCAUCACAGUGGAGCUGUCAGAAACUACAACAGAGAUGAAGUUCAGCUGCCCCGGGGACCUAGUGCCACACCAGUAGAUUGUUCACUCUGUGGUAAAAAAAGAAGAUAUGUUAGACUGGGAUUGUCUUCAUCAUCAUCUUUAUCCAGUCAUACAGCAGGGGUGACAGAAAAACAUUCUCAGGACUCAUACAACUCACUGUCAAUGGACAUAAUAGGUGAUCCUUCUCAAGCUUAUACUGGUUCUGAAGUAGUCAAUGACCAUCAAUCAAAUAAAGGAAAGAAAACUAAUUUCUUGAAGAAAGACAAAUCUAUGGAGUGGUUUACAGGAAGUGAAGAAUGAGAUGGCCCAACUAAACCAAUUUGGAAUCAUUAACUACAAAAUGUCAAACUAACUGCAAGACAAGUGUCAAAAUGGGAUGUUUAAGCAGUUUUGCUAUGUUAUACAUCUUUUAGUUGUUAUUUUCAAAAUUAUAUGUAUAAGUUAUAUAAGUCAUAGUAAUAGCUAAAAAUGCCAAUCUAUGGAAGCAGUGAUUUUCAAUAUAAAGUUCUAUUUUGAUAUUUUUCCAUCUUCAAGUCAGUUACUGUCAUCUGGAGUACUCAGUUAAGUUGUGGUUUGACCUUCCUCAACUUGACAAGAAAAGCUAAUUUAAGAGAAGAAAAACAUAAAGUCAUUAUAUUAAUUAAAAGAAAAAACACCAUUUAAUAUGUUCUGAAAACAUUACUCACCUGUAUGACCAGGUUGCCAGUGUACUGGUCUAGCAACAUAGGGAAAUGAUCCAUAUGGAAAAUCAGAAUGCGAUUCUUCUGUUGUAAAAAAAUAUAUGUACUAUAAGCUACAUAAAAUAUUUUCUAUUUUUUUCACAAAACUGUUAAAAUAUGAGUUACUCUCUUUAUUGUAAGUUUUUUCUUUAUUUAUUUCCUUGCAUAUGUUUUAGAGCUACUCUGCCAGUUAUUAUACAGAAACUAUUUGUCAAUGAUUAUGUAAUAAACAUAUGAUUUUAUAACCAAA